Ictidomys tridecemlineatus (thirteen-lined ground squirrel) is the source of this 1178-nucleotide messenger RNA. It is a transcript of the gene Psmd8, whose product is annotated as proteasome 26S subunit, non-ATPase 8. Lineage: Eukaryota; Metazoa; Chordata; Mammalia; Rodentia; Sciuridae. Gene Ontology annotation, biological process: proteasome-mediated ubiquitin-dependent protein catabolic process. The record is from RefSeq and is a predicted model, not a curated record. Gene Ontology annotation, cellular component: nucleus; proteasome regulatory particle; cytosol.
GACUUCCGGUCACCAGCUUGAGUGACAACAGAGGCGGAGCUCCAACUGGUAUGUUCAUUAAGGGCAGGGCUUCCGGGACUUCUCCCAGAGAGCUACGGCUCGCCACCCGCGGCGGGGAGAGGCGGGCAGUCGUAGCUCCGCCCCCGCCCUUGGGCUCCACCUCCCAGCCCCAUUUCCGCCGGGCGAAAGUCCGUAGGCGCCGCUGCCGUAAACGAGGCCGGCGGUUCGCCAAAUCACGGAAGAUGGCGGCCGCGACCAUGAACGGAACGACAGGCAUCUCGAGCUCCGGGUCUGCGGCGGCCUCGGGCGCUAUCCUGCAGGCCGCGGCCGGCAUGUACGAGCAACUCAAGGGCGAGUGGAACCGGAAAAGCCCCAAUCUUAGCAAAUGCGGAGAAGAGCUGGGCCGCCUCAAGCUGGUUCUGCUGGAGCUUAACUUCCUGCCAACCACAGGGACCAAGCUGACCAAACAACAGCUCAUUCUGGCCCGUGACAUAUUGGAGAUCGGGGCCCAGUGGAGCAUCCUUCGCAAGGACAUCCCCUCCUUCGAGCGCUACAUGGCUCAGCUCAAGUGCUACUACUUUGAUUACAAGGAGCAGCUCCCCGAGUCAGCCUACAUGCACCAGCUUUUGGGCCUCAAUCUUCUCUUCCUGCUGUCCCAGAACCGGGUGGCUGAGUUUCAUACAGAGUUGGAGCGCCUACCUGCCAAGGAUAUCCAGACCAAUGUCUACAUCAAGCACCCUGUGUCCCUUGAGCAGUACCUGAUGGAGGGCAGCUACAACAAGGUGUUCCUGGCCAAAGGCAACAUCCCUGCUGAGAGCUACACCUUCUUUAUCGACAUUCUGCUGGACACUAUCAGGGACGAGAUUGCAGGGUGCAUUGAGAAGGCCUACGAGAAAAUCCUUUUCACUGAGGCCACCCGGAUCCUCUUCUUCAACACACCCAAAAAGAUGACAGACUACGCUAAGAAGCGAGGGUGGGUCCUGGGCCCCAACAACUACUACAGUUUUGCCAGCCAGCAGCAGAAGCCAGAAGACACCAUCAUCCCCUCUACAGAACUGGCCAAGCAAGUCAUCGAGUAUGCCCGGCAGCUGGAGAUGAUUGUCUGAGCCCACUGGCCCUUGGUUAUUUAAAACUGUCACAGUGCAACCUGUCCUCCAAUAAAGGUGGAUUGACAUUCA